UGUAUGUGUGUGAGUCAUUUGAAAGCAAGUUUCCACACGAUAACCCCCAGCUCUUCCUCCGUUCUGCAGCUAACUUAACGGGACACACGGAGAAGGUGGGCAUGGAGAACUUCGAACUGCUCAAGGUGCUGGGGACGGGAGCCUACGGGAAGGUGUUCCUGGUGCGGAAGGUGAGCGGGCACGACGCGGGCAAGCUGUUCGCCAUGAAGGUGCUGAAGAAGGCCUCCAUCGUGCAGAAGGCCAAGACGAUGGAGCACACCAGGACGGAGCGGCACGUUCUGGAGCAGAUCCGCCAGUCGCCCUUCCUCGUCACUCUACACUACGCCUUCCAGACGGACGCCAAACUCCACCUCAUCCUCGGUGGGUCCCACCGCAGCCCACACCGGGUCGUCCAGAGGGGAUGGG
This is a messenger RNA of Hypanus sabinus (Atlantic stingray), 405 nucleotides long. RefSeq names its product ribosomal protein S6 kinase alpha-5-like. The annotation marks the transcript as partial. The record is from RefSeq and is a predicted model, not a curated record. The transcript has 2 exons. Gene Ontology annotation, molecular function: protein kinase activity; ATP binding. Gene Ontology annotation, biological process: regulation of DNA-templated transcription; protein phosphorylation. Lineage: Eukaryota; Metazoa; Chordata; Chondrichthyes; Myliobatiformes; Dasyatidae.